UGCAGGGAAGCGACGCUGAAACACAGCUGGAUGAUAUAAAGACAAAAAAAGCGACAGGCAUCCUUUUGUAGAUGAACCUCCAGUUCACACCUCCAACCCACUGCAGCUUUUUCUCCUCCCAUUUCUUUUCCUCGAUAGUUGAGUUGUCGAUAGUGGAGUCGAACCGCGUCUGACUGCAUCGCCUCUGCGUCUUCAAUCUGUUUUCCUCUCCUUCUCUUCCUGAUAAUGGCAACCACAGUGCUGUGAAAGUGUUUUUUGGGGGGGAGGAUGGGAGAGUGGAUCGACCUGCUCAAAGUUCUUUUGUUGUGAUCUGUCCGCUUCACCAUCGCUGCUCGAUUCCCUGAUUAUGUUGAGGUGUGGGAUUUUUCUCCAAGCCAAGGCAGUUGAUGUUACUUUAUCAGGAUGCAGCAGGAAGAUGAAGUUGAGUACUUUCAGUAGCCGUCGGCGCGAGCUCUGAUAUGAGAUAGGCGACCUGCAUCUGCAACAUUGGCUGUGAUCCUCAGAUCAGAGUGGCUCAGACGCAUUCAUUUUUAUUUUCGUGGACAACAGCCAGAGAGCAAGAUGAGGUGUCUGUGUGACUUUUUAAAUUGCACCUAAGAGAGAGGAAGACAGAGAGAGAGGGAGACAGAGAGAGAGAGAGAGAGAGGGAGAGAGAGAGUGAGUGGAUCUUUUUUCUUUACCCUGUUGUUGCUGCAGGAAGCAACGUUUUUCUUUCUUCGGCAGCCUAAACGAGUUGGGAUUCUUGCAUCCCGAGAGGAGACCGGGAACUCUGUUAAAACAAAGAAAGCAGAGUGGUCUUCUUCCUCUCUAUCGCUACCUUGAAAAUAUACGAAACCGCGUUAGAAAAUGAAGAAGUUUAGGAAGGUGUUGGACGGCUUGACCACCUCCUCUCCGGGAGGGACUAUCGGAUCCCCAUCGUGCGGCAGCGCGGCAGGGACUCCCACCGCAGCGCCAACUCCCAAGGAAAUCGACAUCCAAGAGACGCUAGUGUCGGAAAACUUUCAGCUGUGUAAGACAGUACGUCAUGGUUUCCCUUACCAGCCCACUGCUUUGGCCUUUGACCCUGUGCAGAAGAUCCUGGCCAUAGGCUCCAGAUCAGGCGGUGUACGGAUACUGGGACGACCCGGGGUGGACUGCUACUGUCAGCAUGAGAGCGGAGCAGCUGUUCUUCAGCUGCAGUUUCUCAUCAAUGAGGGGGCGCUUGUCACAGCCUGCGCAGAUGACACGCUACAUUUGUGGAAUCUCCGUCAGAGGCGGCCAGCUGUGCUGCAUUCACUCAAAUUCAACAGAGAGAGGAUCACGUUUUGCCACCUUCCCUUUCAGAGUAAAUGGCUGUAUGUGGGGACGGAGCGCGGAAACACACACAUCGUCAACAUCGAGUCCUUCAUUUUGUCCGGAUACGUCAUCAUGUGGAACAAGGCCAUAGAACUAUCAACUAAAACUCAUCCAGGACCUGUGGUUCAUUUGAGCGACAGCCCAAAGGAUGAAGGCAAGCUGCUUAUAGGGUUUGAGAGUGGGACAAUCGUGCAGUGGGACCUCCGGGGAAAGAAGGCCGACUUCAGAAUCUAUUACGAUGAGGCCAUUCAUUCAGUCAGCUGGCAUCAUGAAGGGAAGCAGUUCAUGUGCAGUCACUCAGACGGCAGCCUGACGAUGUGGAACCUCAGAAACACCACCAAGCCAUUCCAGGUCACCUUCCCUCAUGGAAAGAUACAGAAGGAUGGGAGAAAGGAGUCGUGUAAACCCAUACUCAAAGUAGAGUACAAGACUUCGAGGAACAGCGAGCCUUUUAUUAUCUUCUCUGGGGGUCUUUCAUAUGACAAGGCAGGACGACGGCACACGUUAACGAUCAUGCACGGCAAGGCCAUCACUGUGCUAGAGAUGGACUAUCCUAUUGUAGAGUUUAUGGCCCUCUGCGAGACUCCUUACAACAACGAGGUCCAGGAGCCUUACGCAGUGGUGGUGCUUUUGGAGAAGGAUUUAAUUGUGGUGGAUCUGACGCAGAGCAACUUCCCUGUCUUUGAGAACCCUUACCCCAUGGACAUCCACGAGUCUCCGGUUACCUGCACAGCCUAUUUUGCAGAGUGUCCGCCCGAUAUUAUCCCCAUCCUCUACUCUAUAGGAGCUAAACACAAGAAGACCGGCUACAGCCAAAAGGAGUGGCCGAUCAGUGGAGGAACGUGGACAUUAGGCUCCCACACCUACCCAGAGAUAAUCAUCACAGGACAUGCCGACGGAUCAAUUAAGUUUUGGGAUGCAUCUGCAAUCACACUUCAGAUGUUGUACAAGCUGAAGACCUCCAAAGUGUUUGAGAAGCCAAAGCCAGGUGAAGGCCGGGCAGCUGAAUUGGUGGAGGAGGAUCCCUUUGCUAUUCAGAUGGUCAGCUGGUGCCCCCAGAGUCGCAUCUUCUGCGUGGUUGGCAUUUCAGCCCACAUAAUCCUGUACCGCUUCAGCAAAUAUGAUGCCAACACUCAGAUAGUGUCACUAGAAGUGCGUCUACAGUGUGAGUCGGAAGAUGUCAUCUCUCCCUCCGAGAAUGAAAACAAUCCCUGCUUCUCAGAGCCCGGCUCCCAUUCACCGCAGCCUCACCACCACCACCAACACCACCAUCAACACCACCACCAACACCCAGCCAGCCCCAGCAGUGGGACCCCUGAGGGUGUCAAAGACAGCGUCCCCUGCCUUAAGGUGAAAGACCGGAUGGUUCGGGUCCCUCCUGGCUACCAGGCAGAGCUGGUCAUUCAGCUCCUAUGGGUAGAUGGAGAACCUCCACAACAGAUCACCAGCCUGGACAUCAACUCUGCCUAUGGCCUAUUGGCGUUUGGGAACUGUAACGGCAUAGCGGUGGUGGACUACUUGCAGAAAACCAUCGUGUUGUGUAUGUCAACACUGGAUCUGUAUGGAGCCGCCGACCCCUACCAGCGUCUCACCCGCUCCCCCCGCAGGAACAGACAGUCCACCUCAGGCCUUACUGAACUCUCUGACAACCAGCAGUCCAUUGACAUGGAAAGAAGCAAGUCGCCCACAUCAGUUCAUUACCCAACCUCCCUUCACAAUGACCCACGCGUCCUGCCAGAGCCUGUGGCCAGUCUGAGAGCCAGCCACUGCAGUCCAGUCUUUUACUUACUGGACAAUGUUAAGGGACCCGGCAGAAAGUUAAGUCUGCCAACAGAUCUUAAGACUGAUCUUGAUCAUGUCAAUGGACAUUGCACUAGCCCCACCUCCCAGCCGUGCUCGGCAGGGAAGCCUCGCGUCCCGAUGGGUCCCGAGGGGCCACGGCUUACCCGCAGAGGCCCUGGCCGACCGCCCUUCCGCAAGGCCCAGUCUGCCGCUUGCAUGGAGAUCUCUUUGCCUGUGUCCCACACUGAAGGUUAUGCAUCCAGGAGGGCAAUGCUUCAGCAGUUACAUGGAGUCACUAUGUACUCCCACGAUGAGCACCACACCAGCGCCCCCUACUGCUGGAGCGAAAGAGAGAGUCGUGAAAACUCCUUCAGCCGUUCGCGCAGCUCCAGCGUGUCCAGCAUUGACCGGGACACCAAAGAGGCUAUCACCACACUGCAGUUCGGCGAGUCCUACGGCCGCAAGAGUGACGCUGUGCCCACCCCAUGUCUGUGGGUGGGCACUAGCUUAGGCGUAGUCCUGCUCAUCCCAAUGUCCAUUCCCACUGACCAGGAGGAGAGGAUGGAGGAACCUGUGACAAUUGGCCCAAGCGGAGCAAUCCUGAUGCUCAAAGGCUCAGUGUUGCGAUUUGGCUUCUUGGACUGCAUGGGAGCACUCAUUCAGAGCCCCUACGAGGUUUGGCGGGACCCCAAUGCCCCCGAGGACCCCGACAGACCGCGCAAGCGCAAACUGGUCCACUUUUCACCAUCAUCCUCUCAGGACACUUGCGGAGAGGGACAUCUGGCCGUGGUGUGCUCUGAGAGGCAGGCCAAAGUAUUCUUGAUGCCCUCUCAGUCUUGCCUCUUUGUUCACAACAUCACUGAGUCAUCCUUUGUACUGAGGGCCGACGUGGUAUCUGUGUCCAACAGUGUGUGUCUGGCCUGCUUCUGUGCUAACGGACACGUCAUGACACUCAGUUUGCCAAGUCUGAGGCCGUUGAUGGAUAUAAAUUACCUGCCUCUGACAGACAUGCGCAUUGCAAGAACCUUUUGCUUCACCAACGGGGGGCAGGCACUGUAUCUCAGCUCCCCGACAGAGAUCCAGAGAAUUACGUACAGCCAGGAGAUGUGUGACAACUUGCAGGAGAUGCUGGGAGAGCUGUUUACACCAAUAGAAACACCAGAGGCCCAGAACAGAGGCUUUCUAAAGGGCUUCUUUGGAGGAAAUGCCAACACCUUCGACAGAGAAGAGCUUUUUGGUGAGGCAGCAGCUGGGAAGGCGUCUCGGAGCCUAGCCCAGCACAUCCCCGGGCAGGCGGGGAUGGAGGGCAUGAAGGUGGCAGCCAGUGGAGCGGUGGGUGAGCUGGCCCGGGCCCGCAUUGCUCUGGAUGAGAGAGGCCAAAGGCUGGGGGAGCUGGAGGAACGAACCGCCCUGAUGAUGACCAGUGCAGAGACCUUCUCCAAACAUGCCCAUGAGCUGAUGCUCAAGUGCAAGGACAAGAAGUGGUACCAGUUCUAAUAGCAGGACGGAGGGUGGAGGCUGCCCCUUGGACUGCUGGGAACCUUAUGCCGGGACAGGGACUUUCACUCUACAAACGAGAGCAAUUAAAAGAGAGACUCAGGAGUGAUUUUGUCUUUACGGCUUGAAGACUGGCUAUAUGUACGGCACCGUCACAUUGUUGAAGGAUGGGGACGGGCGAGUUCCUUGUCUAGACGUGUAGUGAGGAGGAGGAGGGAAAGAGAAUGGCGGCAUUUGAAGGGCUGAAGAUGGAACUGGAAAUAUCUGACAAGUCUGUGUGUGUGCGUGUGUGUGUGUGUGUGUGUGUGUUUUCUUGACCUCACUGUGUAGAUACUCCAGCGUUAAGAAACCAACAAGAAAUGCAUGAAACAACAAUGGAUGACUAUUAAAAAUAUCCAACUGCCAUAUUAUAAAGCAGCAUGCUACUUUAACAGGAGAUACGAAAGUUAAAAAAAAAGUUUUAUUUAAUGAUGUAAGCCAACAACAGAGACUAUGAAAUACUUUAUAUUUUUUGAAAUAUUGACAGAAAACUCUAUAUAAAAAGAAAAAUGUAUACCUGCAUUGCUAUUAAGCCAAAACUUCUGUUCUUUUCCCUUUUUUAAAUUUUUCUUUUAGGUUCAUUUAAUUUUUUUUUAUUUUUUUCUUGGCAAAUAUUACUUGCCAAAAUAUAGUUACGCAGUUAGCUUUCUCUACACACACUUAGAAUAAUGCUAAAACUGUAUUCUUACAAUUUAGUCUGGGCUGCACAGUCUAAAAACAGAUCUGUAGUAUUUACACUUACCUCUGCACAGCCUAAUCACACUCUAAUCACACUCUAAUUUCACUGUAUGGCUGCUGCCAAUGACAAACGCAUUAAAUGAUGAUGAGGAAUAUCUCACUCCCCGACUACAGUCGCAUGAAAACAGAGUGCAGGCUCUCACGUUUGCAAAAGGCUGAAUGGGUGAAAUUCUGGACACAGUGUGUUUAUAUCUGUAGUAUGAACGUGUAUGCUAUUUAUGUGCCCUAAAAUAGGAGGUGAGUGAAUCCGCUCGCUGUAAACUAACUAAGAGCUAAUAUGUGGUCGUCAUCAUUUGUGUCCUGUGUGAUUAGAACAGAUGAGACAUCGUACUUGGAGUUGGCCAUGGAGGGCGUUUAUUAAAGUCAAACAAGCCAGUUUUCUUUAUGAAAAAAAAUAUACGAGGAUGUUUUUUUUUUUUUUUUUGUUCUUUUUCAUGUAUUCUUGGUUGUCGCUGGUUCACAUUUGAGUCUUUAGCUGCCUUUGUACGAGUUUAGUGAGACGUUGGGUUGUGUGUGUGUGUGUGUGUGUGUGUGUGUGAGAGAGAGAGAGAGAGAGAGAGAGAGAGAGUGCCACAAAUGUAAAAUGACUGGACUCUUUCUCUACCAAAGCAAUCAGAAAUGAAUGACACCCUCCCAUCUCUCUCCACCUCAGUCUUUUAAAAGUUCUUUGUAUUUUACCUGAGCUGUCUUCUCUCCACGAUCACAAACAAUACUUUUAACGACUGUCACUGUCUUAGCUAGUAUGAAGCGCAAAGUUGGAUACAUUUACACCGUUUGAUCGCUAUCGACAGAAGGUAUAGCAGAAGUAACAGUAUUUUUUUCAGUGAUGUUCAGAUGUGAGUCAGUGAAGAAACUAUGUACAUGUGUAAAACAUUUUCAGCUGAAGGCAAAUGUUUUUUUUUUGUUCAAUAUUGUUCCUGAUGACUAUAAUAUCCUUGUCGCAGUCCUAUAUUUGAUGGUGGUGGCCUCUCAACUGAAGGCUCUUGUAUGUUAAAAACAACAGAUGUUUCAUGAUACAUGGUUGUGUAUCAUAUUGUGAUUGUGUUGUAUGUGUCAAUGGGUAGCCACAUGGCACAGGCAAACAAGCAUUAAGUGAGCAGGAUAUUUUGUACUUGUGUAUUUGUCUGUACUUUGAAUUUAUCUGAAAACCAAACAGAGGAUUAUUGGUAUCCAUCUCGCACAUAUCAGGCCUUUAUGCACACAAGCAGUAACACAUAGAAAGCAUCGCGCCUUGAUCGUGUUGACGUAUGCACAGUGACACAUGCACUCAAAACUUAAAAAAAGACAAGAAACAAACAAACAAAACAAAACAAAAAAAAACAGACACAGCUGAAUCGAUCAGCCUGCUUCCUGUCAGGCUUCUGAGGCAUUCCUUAGGCUUUAAAAGGCCUUCAGCCCCUUUUGUUUUCACCUCAACUCACCUGAAAUCCUGAAGCCGUGAAAUCAUGUGGAUUUCAAGAAUUACACGAUUUGAUUCAAAGAGGAGGUGUCUUAAACAUGUCAGAAAAAUACAUUUCUCUCCUAUCUCUGUAUCGUCAAUGAGAUUUGUGUUCAGUGCAGUUCUUUCAGUGGCAGAGAAAACACAAAAAACAACCAAAAAUGGAAAAAAAAAAAAUCAGACUUCUACUGACAGGGUGUUUUGUUAGUAUGUUUUUGGUUUGUACGUUUUUGGUUUUUAUAUUAACUGUACAGUUCAAUCCUGGGAGAAAGAUGAAACAAAAAAAUGCUAAAAAAAGAUAAAGACAUUCUUGGGAUAUUUUUUCUCUGUAUAUGUUGUACCUGUUCCUGCUGGUACUGUAUCUGGUAUUCUGGCUCUGUCUAAAUCACUGGGACUCUGUAGUUCGUCACACUGUAGUAUCCUGAAAAAAAGCAUUUCUCUGGUUUUCUCAAUGAUGGCAGCAAAGUUUGUCUUAUUUAAAUGGAUUCAACCACUUUUUGUUCUUAUUGAUAUUAUAAUAGUGUAAUAGAAACUACUUGACAAAAAAGAGCUGAAAAUAUGUUGAUGCAAAAGCAAACUGAAAUAAACAUUGAUUGAUGUACA
Scatophagus argus is the source of this 7432-nucleotide messenger RNA. It is a transcript of the gene stxbp5l, whose product is annotated as syntaxin binding protein 5L. The transcript has 29 exons. Gene Ontology annotation, cellular component: plasma membrane; SNARE complex; cytoplasm. NCBI's taxonomy places the organism in Eukaryota, Metazoa, Chordata, Actinopteri, Scatophagidae. Gene Ontology annotation, biological process: regulation of exocytosis; regulation of protein secretion. The coding region runs from base 847 to 4614 and encodes 1255 amino acids. Gene Ontology annotation, molecular function: GTPase activator activity; syntaxin binding; myosin II binding. The record is from RefSeq and is a predicted model, not a curated record.